Molecule: messenger RNA, 846 nt
Organism: Acanthocheilonema viteae
Lineage: Eukaryota; Metazoa; Nematoda; Chromadorea; Rhabditida; Onchocercidae
Source: the annotation of a GenBank genome assembly
AUGUAUUCGUCUACACGUCUAAUUGUAAUUACAUGGGAAAUCAACGCAGAACCAAAACUAGGUCCAUGUCCGGAAAAAUGGUUACCAUUACUUCCGGCAAAUGUCAACGAUUAUGCAUUCCUUCAAAAAUGCAUCUCUCAUAUUGAUGUAACUUCAUUAAAACCGAAAGUGGAAAAAUUUGAUGAUGCAAAAAAUGCUUGUUCUCAUAUGUUCGGGAAUUCAUCAAAUGCUGCAACAAUUUUUCUACCGGAUGAUGAAAGAGAACUGAAAAAUUUCCUCACAUUUGCCGGUAAGGAAGCAUUGGAAGGAAUGAUAAAUAUAAUUGUUAAAGAGAAAAUUCUCUAUGAUCAUUCUGAUAAUGUUCUACAAGGUUUGGGCAGAGCAAUUGUCAAUGCCGCGAUUAAUGCAACUGAUAAACAUUGCGCUUGGAAUGUUCAAAAGUAUCGUACAUCAGCACGAAAUGCCCGAGAUAUCUGUAGGGAAAAGAGAGCUCAAUUGGUAACAAUCGAUAAUAUUGCUGAAUGGUCCUAUAUCACACGUCUGGCUAGUACAUUAGCGCCUAAAGCAAAAGAUCGUUCGUUGCUGUUAGGCUAUACACGUUGUAGCACCGAUCCACCUGAAUGGCGUACAAUGGAAGGCGGCAUUUCACCACAGUUUGUUCCUUUUCCUGAUCCCACUAAAAUAGACGAUGAAAAAUGUUGCCUGGAAUUAAAUAUCGAAAAUAAAAUAAAUUAUGAGGCAAUAAAAAUGCAAAAAGAAGCUUUUGAAGGUGCUGAAUUGCAAGCAGUUCUUUGCAAUAAGAAAGUUAAUUAUUUCAUUUGCAAAAAAACUGAAGGCAGUAAAUGA